CAAGAACGCGCCCCCAACCGCAGAGCCUUACUUCGAUAUAUACCCGGACAUGGACAUGGUAGCGUGCUCAGUCGAUGGAUCUUGGUCUAUUAGUUACAAUGUAUAAUCCAAAAAUCUUUUAUGUAAGUGUCCAUAGGCUAUGGAUCCUAACCAGUGCCGUCCCCGGCGCCACCUAGACGUCAGAAACUCUUUUCCUUUUGCUAGAAAGGAGAUACUCCGGGAAUACAUUCCAGAGCUUGACCCAGAUAACGAGCGGGCCCAGACACUCCGCGUACGCAUGUCGAAGCGGUCCAACAUGCUGCGGCUACAGUUCGGGCUGACGGCAGUAGUUGUGAUAGCCAACACGGCCGUUGCCAUCUGGGCUUACAUUACCUUCCCGCCCGAUGCGCGCGGGGUUGGAACGCUGAAGCUUGGCGACUGCGACGACGUCGGAACCCUCAAUAGCGGGCUUCACCUUCUCAUCAACGUGCUAUCGUCACUCUUUCUGGGCGCAGGCAACUACUGCAUGCAGACACUGGCGGCCCCGACCCGCGCCGAGAUGGACUUGGCACACUCCCGAGGCCACUCGCUCGACGUCGGAGUGCCGAGCAUACGCAACUUGAAGCGCAUCGCCCGCUACCGCGCAGCACUGUGGCUACUCCUCGGUGUGCUUUCGACGCUGCUCCAUCUCAUCUGGAACUCGGUCGUCUUUACGUCCUUCCCCGUCGUCAGCUAUCCCGUAGCCAUGGUUUCCAGCGAUUGGCGCGAGACAUUCAACAUGAGCUGGGGGGUCGCGCCACUGCCAUACUCUUACACGCUAGACAACUACAACCCAAACGGGGAUUGGGAUCGCAUCCUCGACAUGCAGUCGCGGCUCGCAAACUUUACCCGCCUCGAGAGGAAAGCCUGCCUGACCCAGUUCGCCGACUACCGGACGCAGAAGGCGCCCCUCGCCGUCGUCGCCCUCAACGUCACGUCCGAGUAUAACCGGGGCUAUUCGCUUCUCCACGGUUGGGGCUCCGACUGGGCCAGCGGCACGUGGCUGACGGCGUCGUGGUGGAUCUGUGAUGUUUACAAUCCAGCCAACAGGCCUGACUGGCAGCCUUGCGACGAGAGACUGGUAGACAAGCUAAAGCUAGCGGACGAGUGGGUAUACCUCGCCUUCAGCCGUGUCGAAAAGGCCGUCUUGAUGGCCGUCGACUACUGCCUGGUCGGUCCCGCCAGGGACAUGGAGUCCAAAUGUGGCCUCCACUAUGGCUCGUCGCUAUUCGUUGCCGUGGUGUCUGCUACGUUCGUAGAGUCGCUGCUCGUGCUGGUUCUGUGGCGCCAGUCGAUGCCACAAGGUGGCAGAAGGAAGAGGCUUAUUGGAGAGGUGCCUACACCGCAGGCACCGGCUGUCAAAGACGAGAGGGGGAAAUCAAUGGUCCUCAUGGGAGAUGCCAUCGCGUCGUACCUCCGUUACCCCGGGCAGCUUCCUCGGCAUGUUGAGAUGGAGGUACAGAAAUGGGAGACUAGUUCUCGCAUCACCUGGUUCUCGACAGUCAGCCCGACCACAUGGAUGGUUUCUCUAUCAUACCUCGCCAUUGGAAUCGGCUUCCCAUUGUACUUGAUUAUCAGCUCCAUCAAAUACACCAAGCAAUUAGGCUUUGACACCAGCAUGGCGGGCAUCUGGCUGCGCGGUCUGAAGAGCAUAAGCCCGUCCCUGCUGGCCUUCAGGACGGGCGACCACGAAUACCCGCUGCUUGCGUGCGUAAUCAUGGCCAACGCAUUCCAGGUCUGGAUAAGUCUCCUUUAUGUCGUAUACAACAACAUCCUCACACGGCAGCUCGUUGCCGAUGAGUGGAUGCGUUUCCUGCGAGGGCCCGCCGGCAAGAAGCCUCUGCGCGUGUCCCAGCCCGAGGGGAUGCAGCGGUCCAACUACACGCUCUCCCUGCCAUUUGCGUACUCGGUGCCGCUCAUGGUGGCCCUGACGGCCCUGCACUGGCUGGUGUCGCAGGCCAUCUUCCUGGUCCAGACCCUGGGUUUCGACACGGCCUGGCCCGACCCCCGUCGAGUUCCUUCCUUUGACCACACUGCCGUUGGCCACAGCCACCUGGGUGAGGUCCUGGCUCUCAUGAUGGGCGGGGUCAUGAUCGUUGCGCUGUUGGUCAACUCGUUUGCGAGGUACCACCAGCCCUGUCCUCCUGGCUUGCCGGGCUCGGGUGUCGACAGUGCUCUCAUCCGUGCCUUUUGCAGUCGGCCGGCCCGGGACGUAGACGCCGACAUCUUUCCGGUUCGGCUUGGGGUAGUACAGAACACAGAUGCGUGGGAUGGUCACUCGGGUCCGCCAACAGUGGUGUUUUCGACUUACACAAGGAUUGAAAAGCCUGUCUCCGAUGCAAGCUAUCUACUCCCAAGGAUCAACAAGCCUUACCGGACACCAUGGAGAUGGCUAUCUUGGUAUACAAAGGUCAAAAGCAAAGUAUAAGUGUAUGUAACUGUGUGGUGGCUUUGAACCUUUUAUUAAUUGCUGCCAUGAUCUGACACUCAAAAUAAUUUAUUCGGCAUAUUGGGCUGCUUUCCUCGUGACUACUAAGACGAAGACCACUUUGCUGUAACAAGUGCCAAAGUAGACCCUUUUGGCUGUUCAACACCCUGGUAGACGAACCUGGGGUCAGCCUCGGUGAGCAGGUGCUUCCAUUCAGACAGCGAUCGCUCUCGUGCGUUGAACGUGGAUGCCAUGACUAGAUCAUCAGACCUUCGAGUUGAACAAGUUGGGCAAGU
Molecule: messenger RNA, 2742 nt
Organism: Pyricularia grisea
Lineage: Eukaryota; Fungi; Ascomycota; Sordariomycetes; Magnaporthales; Pyriculariaceae
Exons: 2
Coding region: 140-2446 (768 amino acids)
Source: RefSeq, a predicted model, not a curated record